This is a messenger RNA of Neurospora hispaniola, 615 nucleotides long. Its product is annotated as guanylate kinase. Gene Ontology annotation, biological process: purine nucleotide metabolic process. The record is from RefSeq and is a predicted model, not a curated record. The transcript has 4 exons. Bases 1 to 615 code for a protein of 204 amino acids. Lineage: Eukaryota; Fungi; Ascomycota; Sordariomycetes; Sordariales; Sordariaceae. Gene Ontology annotation, molecular function: GMP kinase activity. Gene Ontology annotation, cellular component: cytosol.
AUGGCUCCCACUCUUCCUCCCGAUCGUCGCCCCGUCGUUAUCUCUGGCCCCUCUGGCGUCGGCAAGGGCACCCUCUUCAAGCUCCUCUUCGAGAGACACCCCGACACUUUUACUCUUUCCGUGUCGCAUACCACCCGCGGCCCUAGACCCGGCGAGAAGGAUGGCGUCGACUACCACUAUGUCACCAAGGAAGCUUUCGAAGAGCUGAAGGCCAAGGGCGGUUUCGUCGAGAGGUACAACAACAACAAUCAGCAACGCUCCCGUGCGCAGUUCGGCAGCAACUUCUACGGAACCAGCAAGGCCACCAUCGAGGAGCAGUCCGCCAAGGGCAAGGUUGUCGUUCUCGACAUCGAGAUGGAGGGUGUCAAGCAGAUCCAGGCCUCUGGCUUCCCCGCCCGCUACGUCUUCAUCGCUCCCCCAUCAGAGGAGGAGCUCGAAAAGAGACUCCGCGGCCGCGGUACUGAUAAGGAGGAGGAUAUUCUCAAGAGACUGGCUCAGGCCAAGAACGAGCUCGCUUUCAGCAAGACCGGUGUCCAUGAUAAGAUCAUCGUCAACGAGGAUCUCGAGACGGCCUACAAGGAGCUCGAGGAGUUCGUCUAUGCGCCGGUCGCCUGA